UUACUACAACUACUUUCAUUUCACGGUCACCGUACCUUUUUCACGUCGACGUCGCAUUCCAAAUAAUCCCUACCUGGCGCGCGCGCGCGCGCACCCUGCCGCCUGCCGAUGGAAUUGGCCAAUUCAUGGCUGCUCCUCGCCGGGCCCGUGCACCCGCCCACUAUAUAAACCCCCUGCACGGCUGCACCACGCACACGCGGCGCCAGAACCUGCACGAGAGUAGUGCGUCUCCGUCCUCUUCCAGGCUCACCCACCGCUCGCCACCGGCCGGCCACCGGUGCGUGCGAGUGCGUCUACAAGAGGCAGCCGGCAAAGGACGUACUACUAUCGAUGCUGCUGCAAAGGCGCGGCGGUCUCCUCUGCUGCGGGUGCGGCGGCAGCGCGGCGGCCGUUGCCGUCAGCGGCCGCGCGCCCUUUUCGGGGGACGACGACAGCGCCGCCGAUGGCCAUCCUCUCGGCGCCAAGAGGGCGGUCGGUAUCGCUGCCGCCACCGCGACGGCGAGGCAGCUGUCGUGGGCACAGGUGGAGGCCAUGACGGGCGGCUUCACGUCGGCCGUCGUCGGCGAGGGCGGCUUCAGCACCGUGUACCUCGCCCGCCUCGCGGGCUCCCUCGCCGCCGUCAAGGUCCACCGCAGCAGCGAGCGCCUCCACCGCGCGUUCCGCCAGGAGCUCGACGCGCUCCUCCGCGUGCGCCACCCCCACAUCGUCCGCCUCCUUGGCUUCUGCGACCAGCGAGACGAAGGCGUGCUGGUGCUGGAGUUCGCGCCGAACGGGAACCUGCACGAGCAGCUCCACGGAGGCGCGGCGCCGACGAUGCCGUGGGCGCGGCGGGUGUCGGUGGCGCUGCAGGUGGCCCGCGCGCUGGAGUACCUCCACGAGCGGUGCGAGCCGCAGGUGGUGCACGGCGACGUGAAGGCGUCCAACGUGCUGCUGGACGCGGGCAUGGGCGCCCGGCUGUGCGACUUCGGGUCGGCGCGCGCGGGGUUCUCGGCGGCCGUCGUCGCCCGCCCUGGCGCGCGCCCGCGGGUGCGCGCCGUGCUGGGUUCCCCGGGCUACGUGGACCCGCACUACCUCCGCUCCGGCGUGGUCACCAAGAAGAGCGACGUGUACAGCUUCGGCGUGCUCCUGCUGGAGCUGCUCACCGGCGUGCAGGCGUUCCGCGACGGCCGGCUCCUGACGGCGUCCGUGGCGCCGAAGCUCGUCGCUGCCGCCGCGGGCGACGCCGUGGCAGGCGAGCUCGUGGACCGGAGGCUAGGGUGCAGGUACGACGCCCGCGAGGCGGCGGCCGUGGUGGCGCUGGCGGCCGCGUGCGUCGGGGACAACCCGAGCCUCCGGCCGUCAAUGGCCGAUGUUGUGCGGACCCUGGAGCAGCUGCAGCACGGCCGCUCCUCGGUCGUCGUGUCCACCGCCGCUGGUGGGAAGCUGUAGUGCAGCCGUGGCUGGCGAUGGCGAGGGAGGGUGGUGGUGGGGAUCAAUCAGAUGCAUGCUCUGAUAUCAUCCGACGUGGCGGGCAUUGUGGCCGUGGGAUCGAUGCGAUUGCUCACCUGACCUUCUAUUGGGAAUUGUAUUUGGUUGGUGAGGAACAGGAGCCAGUGCUGAAGCCUACCGGACGAACAGACAUCUGGUUUGUUUGGACAAGGACUUGAGUGGACGGAGGAGGAGAAACCUUUAUUUCCAUUCCUUUGGGAUUGAUUUGCUAAUUGCUAGCUUGUCAUAUCUUUUAUCUGGGAUGAUGGGUUAUAUUAGUAGUAGGGAAUGCAUAGUAGCUUGGUAGUGCAUGCAUGCAACAGCUGAGGUAAGGAGGAGGAUGGAAUUCUCGGCCACUCCAACCAAGUGUGUAUAUAUAUAGUAACUACAAUUGUACGUACAUUGUAUAAAAGAAAGAGAGUUGCUGCUGCUUCUUCUUGUUCCAUGCGUG
Sorghum bicolor (sorghum) is the source of this 1918-nucleotide messenger RNA. RefSeq names its product probable receptor-like protein kinase At4g10390. Bases 331 to 1428 code for a protein of 365 amino acids. Gene Ontology annotation, cellular component: plasma membrane. The transcript is spliced from 2 exons. The record is from RefSeq and is a predicted model, not a curated record. Gene Ontology annotation, molecular function: ATP binding; protein kinase activity. Lineage: Eukaryota; Viridiplantae; Streptophyta; Magnoliopsida; Poales; Poaceae. Gene Ontology annotation, biological process: protein phosphorylation.